Caenorhabditis elegans is the source of this 477-nucleotide messenger RNA. It is a transcript of the gene F20D12.7, whose product is annotated as Ion_trans domain-containing protein. The coding region runs from base 1 to 477 and encodes 158 amino acids. NCBI's taxonomy places the organism in Eukaryota, Metazoa, Nematoda, Chromadorea, Rhabditida, Rhabditidae. The transcript is spliced from 3 exons. The record is from RefSeq and is marked reviewed.
AUGGCACGUAAUCAAAGAAGAUAUCGUCGUGGUGGACAAGAACAGACUUGGAGAGAGAAAUGGACAAUUUUCAGACAUAAUAGAAGAAAAGCAAGUUGGCAUGAAUUAGUAGCUUACGGAAUAAUUUUAAACGUAUUCGGUGCUGCUCUGUUACUCAUAAAAGCUCAAUUGGAUAAAGAUGUAAUCAAAGCUGCAGUUGAUCAAAAAUUUCGAGAUGCUGGAAUAAAAGUGAAUUCAACUGAUGGAUCAGAUGAAGAGGAAGAAAUAACAGAACCAAGUUCUGUACUAUUGGUUAUGAUUACAAUGGGUGGAAGAAUGGCUAAUGUUGUAGGAACUAUGAAAUUAUAUAAGGGACUUGGCAAAUAUUUGUCAGAUCGCAAACGCAAAAAAUUCCAGUCAACAACCGAACGAAUUCAAAACGGGGAAGCUGAGACAGAAUGUACAGAAUUAUUGGCGGAUUGCUGUCAGAUAUGCUAA